Sphenostylis stenocarpa is the source of this 225-nucleotide messenger RNA. The record is from the annotation of a GenBank genome assembly. NCBI's taxonomy places the organism in Eukaryota, Viridiplantae, Streptophyta, Magnoliopsida, Fabales, Fabaceae.
AUGGUGGACGGCACCAAAGCCAAAGGAAACGCCGCAUUCCCCACCGGCGACUUCACCACCGCCGUCCGCCAUUUCUCCGUCGCCCUCGCCCCCUUCAACCACCAUUGGACAUUACACCGAGGAUUUGGACAGCAGAAGUAUCCUGCGGCUAUGAAUACAGAAGCUAUAAAAAGGAACCCAAAAGAUGAUCCUAAGGUAAUUAUACUCAUUGACAAGCGAUCAUAA